Arachis ipaensis is the source of this 894-nucleotide messenger RNA. Lineage: Eukaryota; Viridiplantae; Streptophyta; Magnoliopsida; Fabales; Fabaceae. The record is from RefSeq and is a predicted model, not a curated record.
AUGGAGCAGCCUCAUGAUUAUGACGAGAUGAAUAGGAAUCCUUUGAGAGUCACCAUAAACGCCCCGAAACGGCUGCUGUCUUCGACGGUAACGCCAUCGCAGCCGCCGUCAGUCCUUCCGGAUGAACUCCUCACGGAAAUCUUGCUGAGACUUCCGGCAAAGUUACUUCUCCGUUUACGGGGUGUGUGCCGUUCAUGGAGAACCCUAAUUUCCACCUCCAAUUUUGCGAAAGAACAUGUUCAACGUUCAAUCGCCGCGGAUCCAAGUUUGAGUGGGCCACGAGUUGCUUAUCAUCAUAGUUGGAAAUACAAACACAACACAUUCGGAGAUUUCUCCUUACGAUCCUUGUUUGAGAAUCCUUCCAAAUCUACAGAAGUCGUUCUCUUCGAGGAGAGACGUAGUCACAGAAUUCUUGGAUCUUGCAAUGGAUUGCUGUGCUUGCAUGAGGGUGUUGACACCCUCAACAACCAUGUCAAGUUGUGGAAUCCCUGUACUGGAUUAACAUCCCAAUCGCUGAAAAUUUGGGGUUUCAUGUGGAUUUCCGGCUUCGGCCACGAUCAUGUGAAUGACGAGUACAAACUUGUUACCACUGUAUAUCAGAAACAGACAAAACCUCAUACAUCUGCCACCAUAAUUUAUACAUUUUGCCGGAACCAUUCCAUGAGAAAAAUUCAAGAUAUCCCGUUUCGUAGCAUAUAUGGUGAUGGUAAAGGCGUAUUUGUGCCUGGCACUGCCACUCUUAACUGGAUUCGUCAGCAUGGCGCUCGGGAUUUCAUGGUUCUUUCCCUUGACUUGGUGAAUGAGACUUUUAGUGAGUUUUCUCUGCCCCCUAAGGAUCCAGAUAAUAAAACCUUCUUCUUCUGUGCUGAGGAACUGCCUUGCAGUUUGUUUUAA